UUGUUUUUUUUGUUGUUGUUGUUCUGCCGCCGUCGCCGCCGCUGCCGCUGCCGCCGUCCCGCCCCCUCUGCCGCCCCGCCCCCUUUUCGUCUGUCUGUCUGCGUGAGCGUGUGUUGGUGUGUUGUGUCUGUGUCGCGCAUGUGACCGCCUCAGCUGCCGAAACUUCAAAACAAAUAUUGGAAAAUUGCGAAUGAAAAAAGGUGUGCUCGUGGGCCGAAGGAACCGAAUGCAAAUUGAAAACUAAAGUUCGAGGAAACCAGAAACCAAAACAAGGGCCGAACCCGUGUCCGUGUGAGGACCACGUGGGUCUGUGUGUGUGUGUGUGGGUGCGGGGACACCACUACAGCAGCAGGCGAAAUACUUUUUGUGCCAAGGACUUUCUCUAUCUGCGCGGAAUAAGGAACAGAUGGAGGAGGAAGCGCAGGAUUGAAACGAUGUGAAGCAAAAGGACAACAAGGACAACAAGGAGCAAAGCAAAGGCAAAACCGGGAGGAGGCCACCAAAAAAUAAAAACACACACAUUUGAAGAAUUUUAAUCGAAAACUGCCAAGAAACAAAUAUAUUUACAAAUACAUUUAUAUACUUAGUAAACGAAAACGUACAUUUCUACAUUAAUAUAUAUAUAUAUAAAUAUAUAUAUGUAUAUAUAGAGAAAUAUGUUAUAUUUACUAUGAAAUCGAGGGGCAUGGAAGCAAUACCCAGAAUAAUAAUCGAUGUAAAUAAAUGCUGCCAAUUCGAUGACACUGCGAAUUAAAACCGCAACUGAGAUGCAUAAAACGCACAACAACAAUAAGAGAAAUCCACAACACAUGAAGAAAAAGUUCACUUUUCCCGCGACAGCCGCGCCUGCGCCUUGAAAUAUCAAAUAGGAACGACUAGAGCCGCCAGAAGAGGAUUACAUAUAUAUAUAUAUCUGGGUAUAUAUAUAUAUAGGGCAGAUCCAGCAACGCACCACCGCAGCACAGGCCAAAAAAGCGUGCAGAGGGAAAUGAGAUGAAGUGGUUUCAAGUGACCAUAGAUAUGAUUCUUGUGCUUUCAUUUAUAUCAAGCAGCACAGCGAAUCCGGAUGCGAAGCGAUUGUACGACGAUUUGCUGAGCAACUACAACAAACUGGUCCGCCCGGUGGUCAAUGUGACGGACGCCCUCACCGUGCGCAUCAAGCUGAAGCUGUCGCAACUGAUCGAUGUCAACCUGAAGAACCAGAUCAUGACCACCAACCUGUGGGUGGAGCAGUCCUGGUACGACUACAAGCUCAAGUGGGAGCCCAAGGAGUACGGCGGCGUCGAGAUGCUCCACGUCCCCUCCGAUCACAUCUGGCGUCCGGAUAUCGUCCUCUAUAACAACGCCGACGGCAACUUCGAGGUGACGCUGGCCACCAAGGCCACGCUGAAUUACACGGGACGCGUCGAGUGGCGACCGCCGGCCAUUUACAAGAGCUCCUGCGAGAUCGACGUGGAGUACUUCCCCUUCGACGAGCAGACCUGCGUCAUGAAGUUCGGCAGCUGGACCUACGACGGCUUUCAGGUGGAUCUGCGGCACAUCGACGAGCUGAACGGCACCAACGUCGUGGAGGUGGGCGUGGAUCUGUCCGAGUUCUACACGUCCGUCGAAUGGGAUAUCCUCGAAGUUCCUGCAGUGCGGAACGAGAAGUUCUAUACGUGCUGCGAUGAGCCAUAUCUGGACAUCACCUUCAACAUCACGAUGCGCCGCAAGACCCUCUUCUACACGGUCAACCUGAUCAUCCCCUGCAUGGGCAUCAGCUUCCUCACCAUCCUCGUGUUCUACCUGCCAUCGGACAGUGGCGAGAAGGUCUCAUUAAGCAUAUCCAUUCUGCUGUCGCUCACUGUGUUCUUCCUGCUCCUGGCGGAAAUCAUUCCGCCCACAUCGCUGGUGGUGCCGCUGCUAGGAAAGUUCGUGCUCUUCACCAUGAUACUGGAUACCUUCAGCAUAUGCGUCACGGUGCUGGUGCUGAACAUCCACUUCCGGUCGCCGCAGACGCACACGAUGGCUCCUUGGGUGCGGACCGUGUUCAUCAACCAGCUGCCCCGCUUCCUGGUCAUGCGGCGUCCGCUGUAUCCGAUCAGCGAGAUGAUCAAAUCCUCGCGCCGCCUGAUGGUGCGCACCUGCAACGGCCUCGAACUGAGGGAUCAAAUACCACCGCUGCCACCGCCGGUGGCCUUGUCUCGGAUGCACCACAGCCCAAAGACGACAUCGCGCAGCACUUCGCCGCACUUGCAGCACCGCGUGCAGACCUACAACCUGAUGGACGAGUGCGGCAUGGGCAUGGGUGGCGGCGGCGGAGGCGCCUCCACCAUCACCGGCCACCUCAGCUCCCUGUAUCCGCCGACCAUGUCGACGGCCAACCAGCAGACCUCGACCACAUCCUCGCUGAUCGACGCCCAGUACCACAAUCAGUACCAGCAGACGGGCGGCUCGCUGCUGGACCAUCCGCUCACGCCCACCAAGUUCCGCCAGAUGACCUCGACCUCCAGCCAGACGGGUCAGAAUGGGGGUGGGGGUCAUGGCCAGGGAGGGAGGGGCGGUGGCCACCUGUACCGACAGCAGUCGAGCUGCUCGGCCAACUUCUCGCCGCUGCCGCAGCACGCCCACCAGGCGCACGCCUCCACCACCACCAGCGAUUUGGGCAUGGCCAAUCCGAAUGUGAUAAAGUCGACGACGACGGUUAACUCGGUGGCCACCGCCUCGACGCUGGCCGAGUCCUGCUGCAGCGGCACCAUCCAGAUCCACCAGGGCAUGGGCGCCGGGGCCGCCUGCCAGUCGUCGGAGCUGCUGCACCACCAGCAGCUGCACCACCACCAGCAGCAGCAGCAGCACCACCAGCAGCACCACCAGCGACCCAGCACCUCAGCAGCGGCGGCGGCGGCAGCGGCAGCGGCCGGCGGACCCAGCACCUCGGCAGCGGCAGCAGCGGCGGCGGCAGCGGCGGCCGCCGGAACGCCACCGCCCCCUCCGCCGCCGGCGGGCGUCUGUGAUAUUCUGCCCGCCUGCCAGCGAGAGGGCGGGCCGCACUGCUGCUCGGGGCGUGGCAACGUGCGCCAGCGGUGGCACACCUGCCCUGAGCUCCACAAGGCCAUGGACGGGGUCACCUACAUCGCGGAUCAGACGCGCAAGGAGGAGGAGAGCACAAGGGUGAAAGAGGACUGGAAGUACGUGGCCAUGGUGCUCGACCGCCUGUUCCUGUGGAUCUUCACAAUAGCCGUGGUCGUCGGCACCGCCGGCAUUAUCCUGCAGGCUCCGACGCUCUACGACACCCGGAUGCCCAUCGACAUCAAGCUAUCGGAGAUCGCCUCGACGACGGCCAAGCCCAAUGUGGCCAGGCCCGUGUUGUAAGCGGAUCGAUGGGUCGGCCUAUCGACAUGUCGAUAGGUCGCUGGACCUAUCGAUGACCCAGUUUUCGGGGGAACUCACACCACACACAGUCUGAAGAAGCCAACAAAAGCAAAACACAAGUAAUGAAUGAAAUUCGCAUUUGUUUUUUCUUUAACAACAAACAAGAGAGGGGGUUAACAAAAAAAAAUCAACCACAAAAAUUGUUCCAAAAAUAACAGAUACGACGACGAGAAUCCAAGUAACUAUAACUAUAAAAUUGUAUUUGUUGUAUACAUAAAAGGUAUAACUAACUAUAAAUAAUUUGUACACUGAUGUUUAAACAGGCAAACGAUGCUAAACAAAACGGUUUUUUUUCUAGUCAACGUAAAUAAACAGAGACAAAAGUGACAAAACAAAAAAAAAAUAAUUAAGUAAAACCAAUUCAACUGAAACGAAGCGCAAAAUAGUAUGCAACAGAUAAUUAAAUACGAUUUAUGGUAAUAAUUGAGAGCGAAAUUAAAUUAGUGAAAUUAAAUUAGCCUAGCCAAACAUCAAGAAUAACGAAAAAAAAGUGUAUUUGUUGAACAAGAAAACGAGGAGAAGGAGAAGAACAUUAGUUAGCUAAGCGAACCAAAAUAAAGGAACAGGAAAGAAGCUAACAAAAAAGGCGAAUAUAUAAAUACAUGUGUGUACACUGAGAGACAAACGGAGAAAAAGAAAAGAAAAUUUCUGAUUUAAACAAAUUGUCUUCUUCAAGAUCCAAGGUCUAAAAAUAAUAUUUAACUGGGGUUACAAAAUUUAAAAUAUUCUUAAUGAAAAAUGUGCUACAACUAACUGUCUGA
Messenger RNA from Drosophila rhopaloa, 4172 nucleotides. RefSeq names its product acetylcholine receptor subunit alpha-like (gene nAChRalpha3). The record is from RefSeq and is a predicted model, not a curated record. NCBI's taxonomy places the organism in Eukaryota, Metazoa, Arthropoda, Insecta, Diptera, Drosophilidae. Gene Ontology annotation, biological process: monoatomic ion transmembrane transport; signal transduction; chemical synaptic transmission. Gene Ontology annotation, molecular function: acetylcholine-gated monoatomic cation-selective channel activity; transmembrane signaling receptor activity. Gene Ontology annotation, cellular component: neuron projection; postsynaptic membrane; synapse.